AUGUCGCGCUCUACUAGACUGCGCACUAGACCGAGCGCUCCGGAUACUCCCCGAGCUCCAAGAAAGUCCAAGAAGAAAGAAGAACUGGACACUUACGGGUUAGUAGAGGAAAAUGGCGGAAGGCCAUUCCAAUUGAUCGAGGGACUUCCUUCUUCCGAAUCGUUACCGCAGUACAAAGCGACUCUCACGCAUCCACUUUCUGUGAGAGACUCGGCUGUUUUGUACAGUUCCAUGCUGAGUUCCAGAAGAACAUGGAUCAGCUCAGAAAUGUUCGAUAUGUUGUGGUCCAAGCAGUUUUUAAGUCCAGGAGAAAAAGAGCGCUUAGAACAAGAAGGGAUAGAUCCUGAAAGUGUAGAUGCAAGUGCUGCCAGAGAAAAAAUGCACAAACUUUGCGACUGCGUUAUGUUUGGAGGACCACACGCUUUUUCGAUUCGAAUGUUCAUUGUAAAGAACGAAGAGACUGAGAAGAAGUGGAACGACGCAAUUGAGCAGAAAAAGCGUCGAAAGGAGGAUCGCAAGAAACAGGAACUGGAAGAUAAGAAAAUGAAGCAAGAGCUCCGAAAACAGCAACAAUGGGGCAAAAAACAGGAUAGUGACUCGCAAUCACACGUCUUGGAGCUCAAAUCGUCAGUAGUACCACCAGUACAAGCCCCGGGAACAGCUGCUCAAGCACUGCCAGAAGCCAAAAAACCGCCUGUCAAACGACGCCCGCGCAAAGAGGAAAAUCUUACUCCAGCCAGGUCACGAUCUCAUACGCCUCAACAAAGGCGAACUCUUCAUCAGUCUUCAGAAGAUCAAAAAAUGAUUACAAACCUGAAUCUUAUGGCUCAGAAAAAUGCAGAACUAAAUUCGCUAAUGGUUAUAGUAGCUGGUGGAAGGGCAACCUCUCAACAGGUGGAAGAGUUCAAAAAAUACAUUGAAAAGGCAAGAAAAAUGCCAAGUCCACCCGGGUGGAAGCCUGCAACACCGCCAACGGCCGCACCGCUGACCCAAAAUAGAAUAGAUGCGCAACAAAGAGUAGUGCAAGCCAAUGUCACAGAUCGAAAAAUUGUGGACACAAGCAGACCAAUAAUACCACCAGAACUUCCAACCUCCAGACCACCAGAACGUCCACCAAUUAAGACGGAAACACAGUCGAGUCUGUCUCCCAACGGAACUCCCGCGAAUGGCGAGGCAGUACCGCGGCAGAAACGGAAGUAUACAAAGAGGAAAAACGUCGAUACUGUACCUGAACAAGAAGAUAAGUCUAUGCAGCUGACAACAUUUCAGCUCAAGUAUAUGGACAAUGCAGACAUUGUUUUUGAGUAUGUUGAGAACCCGAAUAAAAGAUACAGCUUUCCGAAAGAUGCCAUACUAGAGCCGUUAGAGGAUGGAGAAUCUUAUUUGAUGUCAUGGAUUCUCAUACACAAUCGUAAAGAGGUUGAAAAGUACAAGGAAAAGAGGAACAAAAAAUUGGCCGCCGCUAAAGGUAACAAAGACGAGGAUCAAAAAGUGGAAGAGGAAUACAAUGUCUUCGAAGAUCCGCAGUGCCCUGAACCGUUAUACACAGCUAUGACCGUGAAACUAACGAACAUCCAUAAAAAGUUUCAAACUAUUAUGAUCAAUUCUGUGAAUCCAGCCGAUAAAGUAAGAAAGCAAAUGUCUGCAAUACUGGAGCGCGGAACCAGGCUCACGGGUUAUAAUUUGUGGUUCCAGCUGGACGCAUAUGAUGACAGUGAGCUGGCGGAAAAUUUACGAGGGGAAUUAAAGGACUAUGAAGCUGGGUUCAGAAGUAAGCGUCAACGCAAGCAGUUUUAA
Lachancea sp. 'fantastica' is the source of this 1797-nucleotide messenger RNA. The record is from the annotation of a GenBank genome assembly. NCBI's taxonomy places the organism in Eukaryota, Fungi, Ascomycota, Saccharomycetes, Saccharomycetales, Saccharomycetaceae.